GAGAGAAAGAGAAAGAGAGAGGUAGAGAGAGAGAUAGAGAGGCAGAGAGGCAGAGAGGCAGAGUAGGGGCCUGAGGAGGAGAGCUGGACAACGGGAGAGAGAAGCCACACGGAGCACAUGGACUCGCCAACGUGUUGUCUCACGGAAUUUCACCGAGCUCCUGACGUUAGCUGCCAGUUUUAGCACGGACGCGGCGCAGCUCUGUAGCUAGCAGGUCACACUCGGCUGUAAAUUUGUUGUUUAUUUUUUGGCUUUUGUGAUUUUGGGGGGUGGGUGUGGGUGUGGGUGUGGGUGUGGGUGUGGGGUGGGUUUGCCCACGUAACGUUGUCUUUGCCCACGUAACGUUGUCUUUCUAUACAUUACUCCAGUCAGGUUACUGUUGGAAGUAAACAGUGAGGGGACGUUAAUGUCUCUGAGGAUGGCGGCUAGCUAACCUGUGUCUGGCAGACCAGUAUUUGUGACCGGUUUGGGUUGAAAUGUUUGAUUCCCAUUGAAGAUGCCAUGCCGGAACCUGUAAAACUGCCGUUAACGCUAGGCUGCUAGCUAGCCUUAGUGAUUUAGAGCGCCAGAGAGUUGUGAGCUCCUACUUCUGAUUACCUAACCAUAGCCUACCGAAUACAGCUGCUAAAAUGAGAGGGGUAGCGCACAUAUAGCUACUGUUUUUAAAAAUGACGAGGGAUUGGACUGUUGUAAAGAAGGCAGAGCUCGCAUUAAUGAAGUAACUGCUCCAGUUCAGUGGCUAAUUCAGUCAGCCUCACUCAGUGGCUCGACACCAUCGUACUGGGCUUUGUGUGAAACGUUACUUAGCUAGCUAGUUAGCUAAAUCUGUAUCCCCGCUACUUGACAGAAAGCUCCCAGCCGCUCAGCUGUAGUCUGAGGCUGUGGUGUAGGCUCUCCGUGCUCUGAGGACUGUGUUAGGGCGAAACGCUGCAGUUCAUGUUUCGACAAGAAGUCAGUGUGCUGUCCUUCAUUCCGUCUUGUUCGUACCUUUUCCAAUACGAGAAGAGGAACAUGUCUCGGUAUAACAUAUACAGCCUGCUGGACUGGGUGUACGGUGGGGUGGACCCCAAGUUCGAGGGUAACGGAGGCCCCGAGUGCGCCGCCUUCAUCACUCCGCAGCAGCGGUUGUGCGAAAGCCUCAUCAUCGUGGUCCUGUCCGUCGUGGAGGUGGUCGCGGCGCUCAGGAAAAUCAACGUCGCCAAGCAGCACAGAGAAGCGGUGAAGGACGGGCGGAACAAUAAAGAGGACAGUUUGGGGAAGAACCUGUUGCUCGUGGCUCUGUGCAUGACAUUUGGCGUGGAGGUCGGGUUCAAGUUUGCUACCAAGACGGUCAUCUAUCUUCUGAACCCCUGUCAUGUCGUCACCAUGGUGCAGAUCUUUCUGCUGGCCUGUCCGCCUGGUAAAACAGCUAUGGUCAUCUUUAGGCUUCAGGUCCACAUGCUGAAUGGUGCCCUAUUAGCCCUUCUUUUCCCAGUUGUCAACACAAGACUACUUCCCUUCGAGAAGGAGAUCUACUACAUCCAGCACUCCAUGCUUUACCUGGUGCCCAUCUACCUCUUCAGAAAAGGAGGUGUGUACAAACCGGAGCCACUGAGUGACAUGUGGUGGGCGGUGUUAUCUACAGGCAUCCUCUUCCUCUACCAUUUUGUGUUCCUGCAGGGGCUGGGAAUGGUGACUGAGGUGAACCUGAACAACAUGCUGUGUCCAGCUGUCUCAGAUCCCUUCUAUGGCCCCUGGUAUCGAGUGUGGGCAACCGGUCACCAGACCCUGCUGACGCUGGUGCACGGCAAAGCACUGACCAUCCUCUCUCAUCACACAGCGCCUGCCCUGCGCCACCUACUGGACGCAGCACGCCUUCGCACCAAGAAAGUGGACUGAAGCUUCAUGAGGGCCACGCCACCACCGGCGUACACACAAGCACGAAACCUCACACACUCCCGCACUCGGCGACCAUCGUGCCGUCAUUCUGAACUCCAAACUCAUCUGUUAUCGUAUUGACAAGUGGUCAGUAAUUGUGUGGCUCCUGUGUCUUGAGCAGGAGUAAACAGUUGGUCAGUGUUUUUAUUGGAAUAUUGAAAAGAAGUCAGAGUCUUUUACUGAGAUCAGUAACUGUGCGAAACUUGCCUUGUUUCUGGGGGAGGUUUUUUAAAACGGAGGUUCUGGUAACUUUACAAACCGACACUUUUUUCUCAGUUGCCUUAUUUGGUUUAUGUUCUUUUAACAGUGAUUUGGGGCCAACACAGUGUUUUUGAUGUUUCCGUGUUAGUCAGAUCACUCGACCCCCCUAAACUGAAUGGUCAUUCCUACAGUUUCAUCUACGCUGUAUUUUGUCAAAGCCUGUUCAUCAUGUCUCAAUCAGAAACGUUCUAUUUGAAGACAGUUAAUGCAUAUUAACUUUAACACGUUGUAGAAAGCAUCUAUGUGACGAUAUUGUGUUUGUAUCGGAGAUGUGUGGUGCUUUCAAGCCUUCUACUGUUCACUUCUGUGACUUUCUUCCUUUUGCAUGUAAAUAGUCAGCUUUUGGAACGACUGAGCCGAUCACCUCACUACUACUCCCCAUCCACGAUAAGACACAAAUGCAGCCUCUAUUGACUGUAAAGGUAAUUCUGUUGUUGAUGGCUUAAAUGUUGUCUAUCAGUGGUGAUAUAAGGGAAGAGAUGGGCUUCACUGUAUUGGACAUAGCUGUGAUCCACUUUUAAGGGAAAGUAUCCCCCCAUCCCCCACUUACAGGGAAUUAUUUUUCUUAAAUAAUGCCUCAUUGUUUUCUUGCCUCCUUGGGCAUUUUUCAGCCACAAUUUAAUUUCAGUUUUGUAGUGUUCUUGUCAUAAUGACAUAGGCUAUCUUUUUCUUUUCUCGUCUUGAAAUAACACCCUACUGUAACUGCAUAGGGCACAGUACACAAAUAUUGAAGGAAAAGUAACUGGUAUCAAAUGACCACGUUGCCACGCCCUGAACGAUUUUUUUUUAAACUGUGAAAACGUCUACUACAGUCACCUUUACGUAACUUUAAAAGCCAAGAACUGAUCUACUUUAUCAGUUACCAUUUUUCUAGUGGUCAAAUCUUUAAGUUAGCAAGCAACCUCAUAGUAAGGGAAAGGAGACACAAACAUUAAGAAUAGUUUUGUCUGCUUUGGUGAGAAUAGAACUACGUAGGUUUCCACCAAUUUACCCCAUCACUCCAGUUUCAGUGCUUUCUCACUUUUCAGAGUUUGGUGCUCUCCUGUCGAGCAUUCACACAAAACUCAGAUAAAACAGUCCUAAUUGGUUAUGUAUGUUUAAGCGCUGCAUCUCCAAGGGUACUGGUGGAAUCCAGAUGGUUUUUGCCUCCAAGAGACAGAACCUUGUGGAUAUUUAGACAACGCUUCUGACUGAAAGGGAAUUUUGUGAAGUUGUCUUUGUACAUAUUUUUCGUGAAGUAUGCAUUGUACUGUGUUAAAAAAAUAAAAGUUCUUCCUCAA
This is a messenger RNA of Colossoma macropomum (tambaqui), 3458 nucleotides long. RefSeq names its product transmembrane protein 164. The transcript is spliced from 6 exons. The coding region runs from base 937 to 1878 and encodes 313 amino acids. NCBI's taxonomy places the organism in Eukaryota, Metazoa, Chordata, Actinopteri, Characiformes, Serrasalmidae. The record is from RefSeq and is a predicted model, not a curated record.